This is a messenger RNA of Periophthalmus magnuspinnatus, 2794 nucleotides long. It is a transcript of the gene map3k20a, whose product is annotated as mitogen-activated protein kinase kinase kinase 20a. The transcript has 20 exons. Gene Ontology annotation, molecular function: ATP binding; protein kinase activity; protein binding. Gene Ontology annotation, cellular component: cytoplasm. The coding region runs from base 232 to 2646 and encodes 804 amino acids. NCBI's taxonomy places the organism in Eukaryota, Metazoa, Chordata, Actinopteri, Gobiiformes, Gobiidae. The record is from RefSeq and is a predicted model, not a curated record. Gene Ontology annotation, biological process: protein phosphorylation.
GAGAAAGAGGGCUGUUGCAGGAUAAGUUGUGCAACCAGUAAAACCACUGUCAACAGAUUGGAGAAAUCAAACAGCGUCACAUGAGUGAUUCCCGGAACUCGGAGUGCGCCUUGAGAGUGUCGUGCCCCACAGCCCCGGUGCAACCUGGGUCUAACACGCAAAGAAGAGCCGCUCUCUCCGGCCACACUUCUCGCCUCAUGUCGCUGACCCUGUGCUGACCAUCAGUAUGCAAUGGCCGGCCCAAGCGCCUCAUUUGUCCAGAUCAAGUUCGAUGACAUCCUCUUCUACGAGAACUGUGGCGGGGGCAGCUUCGGGAGCGUGUACCGCGCCAGGUGGAUCUCCCAGGACAAAGAGGUGGCCGUGAAAAAGCUGCUCAAGAUCGAGAACGAGGCUGAAAUUCUGAGUGUCCUAAGUCACAGAAACAUCAUUCAGUUUUAUGGAGCUGUCCUGGAGUCACCCAACUAUGGCAUUGUUACUGAGUAUGCUCCUGGCGGUUCACUGUAUGAUUACUUAUCCAGUGAGGAGAGUGAGGAGAUGGACAUGGGCCAGAUCAUGACAUGGGCUGCAGAAAUCGCUAGAGGAAUGCACUACUUACAUUCAGAUGCUCCUGUUAAAGUUAUCCACAGAGAUCUCAAGUCAAGAAAUGUUGUGCUGGCUGCAGACAGAGCAUUGAAAAUCUGUGAUUUUGGUGCCUCUAAGUUCCUAACCCACACUACGCACAUGUCUCUGGUGGGAACAUUUCCCUGGAUGGCCCCGGAGGUGAUCCAGAGUCUACGAGUGUCAGAGACUUGUGACACUUUCUCCUAUGGAGUGGUGCUGUGGGAAAUGAUGACACGGGAAAUACCCUUUAAUGGUUUGGAAGGUUUGCAAGUGGCCUGGCUGGUGGUGGAGAAAAAUGAGAGGUUAACUAUUCCUAGUGGUUGUCCAAGUAGCUUUGCCGAGCUGAUGAGAAACUGUUGGAAAACUGAUCCAAAGGAGCGGCCAAUAUUCAAGAGUAUCCUCUGUACACUGGAGUCCAUGUCCCGCGACAGCCAACUUCCCCAAGAGUGUAACUCUUUCCUGCACAACAAGGCUGAAUGGCGGUGUGAGAUAGAAGCUACUCUGGAGAGGCUGAAGAAGCUGGAGAGAGACCUGAGCACCAAAGAGCAGGAGCUGAAGGAGAGGGAGAGAAGGCUGAAGAUGUGGGAGAGGAAGCUCAUUGAGCAGUCCAACAGUCCGUUACUGCCAACCCUUGAUAUCUACACCUGGACAGAGGAGCAUGUGUAUUUCUGGAUGCAGCAGUUAUUUGGUGGAGACGAGGAUGCCUGCGGCAUGCAGGGCUAUGCUGACCUAUUCAAAGAGAACCACAUCACGGGGCAGAGACUGCUGCUGCUGACAGAGAACGACAUGAGGGACAUGGGGGUCAAGUCUAAAGGCCAUGUGAUCCACCUCAAGGGUGAAAUUGAAAAGCUGGCUAAUGAUUACCUUGGCCUUGUUCACUUCCCGCCACUGUUCAAGGAGGAGCUGGAGAAGCAGGUGGAGUUGAGUAAAACGGUCAAACUGGAACUGGUGUUUGGAUACCACUGGAAACCUGGGACAGGGAGCUCUGAUUGCAAAUGGAAAAUGUACAUGGAAUUUGAUGGUGACGAUGUUGCAGUGACUUACAUUAAAGAUGUUGUAUUUAAUGCUAAUCGACAAGAUGUGGAAACCCUGCGGAUGACAAAGCCCCCUUUUGUUAUGGAUAAAUGGAUAGUUGGAAUCGAGCCAAACCAAAGAGUGGACUAUGUGGUGACUUAUGAGAAUGAUGUCAAGUCUCCAAAGUCUACCAGACACAGCUAUUCUGUGAAGUGGAGUCUCAUUGGUGGACAGGAUGAGAUCAAGGCAGUUGAAUUGGUCAUUGAAACGGCAUCAGUGAAUUCAGUCUUUGACCUCAGGAGUGGAACUAAUUCGGAUAUUGACCAAGUGUGGAUGUACAAUGUGCGGAGGAGACAGAUGAUGGAGGAGAAAUCCCAACCUCCAAAAGCUGCGCUCAAAUCCUUAAGCAGCUCUGAAGCCUGCACUCUGCCUCAGUUCCUGUCUGCCCAUGAGAGCCAUGGCUUCUCCUAUGCUGCAGCUUUGCGUCGCUCUCCCAACCGCAACCAUGUGACUUCCUGGACAGACCAGCGAAGUGUUUCUCCCACAGCAAACCUUACACCUAAACUGUCCCAACUUCAUCUGGGGUCAAAGGGCAGCAGUCCAUCCAGCACCACGUCAGAGAGUGCUUCAGAGAGAGACCGAGAGAGGCCACUUAGUGCCGGACCACUCCACAAACAUCGCGGCUACUUUGGAAACACUUUGACUGUGGGAGGGGAGCAGAGCAGGGGGCAACCAUGGACUCAUAGUAGGGGCAACUAUAGUCAUAAUAAAACCAACAAAAGCUCUCGGCAACCAGGAAGGCCACGCUCCAACAGUUACAGUGUCACUUCAGCAAUCCGCCCACCCGCGAUUCCAGGUAUAUUGUCUGUGACUGGCAACCCCAGUCAGGAAAAAGAGGAGGCUAAAGCUAGUGAGGGCGGCUGGAUCAAAGUGGAGCGUCAGAAGCGAUUACCACGUCAGGACAAUAAACAAGUCAGAGGUCGAGGGAGGAGAGGGGGCAGGGGAGGGCGGGGAGCAGGAACAAGGACUUAAUAUGGCCUCUGUGUGUUCACACUAUCAUGCACUGAAGCUUGUAAUCAUGUCCAAAGGCUUUAAAUUAGAGCUAUGUAUUAUGAUUUUUUUUAUAUUUUAUAAACCUUCAAUGUCUAUUUAAUAUGUAUUUAUUAAAAUUUUAACACAU